AUGCGUCGUUUGAUCGACGAUAGCCAAGAUUCACCUGACGAAAUGACCGAAUUGUUGAAAUCUCAAGCUGACGAUACAAUUAUCGAUGGUCCUGAGAGGCCAAAUGUUACUAAUUUGCCUGAUGUAGCAAUUAUUCAGACAUCAACAAACGCGGAAAACAUUUCGUCUAAUGCUGCUGCAUCUGCAUGUUCACAUUCAAGAGUUGAAGCCAUUGAUCCACAAGAUCAUGAACCAACUCGUAGACAUCGACGAGAUGGACAAUCUGAUGAACAACGGCCAUUAAAUAUUGAACAUGAAGAAAUUUUUAAAUAUGGCGCAAGUCAUGUUGUGAAAUUAUUUGUACCUGUAUCAAUUUGUAUGCUUAUUGUUAUUAUAACAAUAAAAACAACAAGUUCAUACACUCCGGGUGGUGCAACAUGGGCUUAUACACCGUUUACAGAAGAUAAACCAACGAAUACGCAGAGAAUAUUAUUUUCAUUGGCAAAUACAUUUAUUUUUAUGGGCUUUGUUAUUACAGCUACUGUUAUUUUGAUUGUACUGUAUAAAUUUAAAUGUUAUAAGAUUAUUCAUGGAUGGUUAAUUUUAACAACAUUGAUGUUACUCUUCUUUUUUCUAUAUUCAUACUUCAGUAGUAUAUCAGCAUCAUUAAAUCGACCUAUUGAUAUGAUAACAAUAUGUUUUAUAACAUGGAAUAUAGGUGUUGUUGGUAUGUUUUGUAUUCAUUGGAAAGGUCCUUUACGUGUUCAACAAGCUUAUUUAAUUCUAAUGUCGGCUCUUUUGGCACUUGUUUUCUAUAAAUUUUUACCUGAUUGGACAGGUUGGCUUAUUCUUGGUGUUAUAUCAAUAUGGGAUCUUAUUGCUGUUCUAUGUCCAAAAGGUCCAUUACGUAUUUUAGUUGAAACAGCACAUGAACGUGGUGAACCCAUAUUUCCAGCAUUAAUUUAUUCAUCUACAAUGGUUUAUAUGGUUACAGCAGUUGAUCCACCUGGUGAACCUCAAUUUGCACCCGAUAAUAAUACUAAUACAAAUACGGCUGUUAAUGUUGAUGCAACAUUAACUGAUGAACAAAGAAAUCAACGUGCUGAAAUAAGAAAUAACAAUGCUCGACGACAACUUAUCCCUCGAUCUGAUGUACCACAAACAGACACACGACGUGAAUCAGCUCGAUAUGUUGUUGAACGAUCAAAUUCCCCUGUACUCGAUGAUGAUGAUGAUGAGAAAGGCGUUAAACUUGGCUUAGGUGAUUUUAUAUUCUAUUCAAUUUUAUUAGCAAAAGCAUCAGCACUCGGUGAUUGGAAUGUCACAAUAGCAUGUUAUGUUUCAUUAUUAAUUGGUUUAUGUUUAACAUUACUUUUAUUAGCUAUUAUUCGUAAAGCAUUACCAGCUUUACCAAUAUCGAUCACAUUUGGUCUUAUAUUAUAUUUUUCAACUGUUUAUAUUAUUGGUCCAUUUAGUGCUGAAUUAAAUCUUGGACAAGUUUUUAUUUGA
This is a messenger RNA of Rotaria sp. Silwood1, 1488 nucleotides long. The record is from the annotation of a GenBank genome assembly. NCBI's taxonomy places the organism in Eukaryota, Metazoa, Rotifera, Eurotatoria, Philodinida, Philodinidae.